Messenger RNA from Oncorhynchus masou masou (cherry salmon), 6139 nucleotides. RefSeq names its product zinc finger and BTB domain-containing protein 38-like. Gene Ontology annotation, molecular function: protein binding; DNA-binding transcription factor activity, RNA polymerase II-specific. Gene Ontology annotation, biological process: regulation of transcription by RNA polymerase II. The record is from RefSeq and is a predicted model, not a curated record. Lineage: Eukaryota; Metazoa; Chordata; Actinopteri; Salmoniformes; Salmonidae. Gene Ontology annotation, cellular component: nucleus.
CUCCACUUCCUGAAUAGCACAGUGGCUAGGCCUGCGACAGCCGACCAGCCCAGAAGCCUCACUUUCUCUCUAUUUAUAUGUUUGGGCAGAGCUCACUCUCUUUCGUUUAUCCCUUGCAACACAUUCCCACCACCCCCCAUGUCCUCCUCUCCUCUUUGUGGGUCAGUGAUGCAGCAGGAGUGACGCAGCAGUGUCAGCGCCUCAUCGGCCUCCAGACGGGCAGUGUCUCAGGAGUGGACUGGAGGGAGAAUUUGUGUGCCCAGGCUGGGCACAGACACACACACAGGCAACCAGCCACCAGUAAACAGGAGAAGGCGGAAGGGAUGAAUCUACAAGCAAUUAUUCAAGAGUGAAAGAAGAAUUCAUCCCAGAGAAUGGCAACAAUGAAUCAACAGGUUGGAUCAUUUUAAUAUCCACAAAUAAUCAUGUGUUCAUAGCAAUAUAAAUUUGUCCAAAUGAUUUGUUCAAAUUUCAACCGCUCUUGAUGUAUUCUUUGUUUGCAAGACAUUCAAAGUACUAACUGUGGGAGAGGAGUUGUGGUAAUUGAGACAAACAGUAGGUACUGCAGGCACUUAAUUUGCAAUUCUCAAAACUGUAAAAAAAUAAUUAAAAAAUCAUGGAUGGUAAAGGAGGGCUAGACUUAUUAUUUGUUUUGGGAUGUUGAGUUCCCCUGCAGUGCACCAGUGGAAAUCGAUUGUGCAGGCAAGACUACAAAUACAGGAAAAGUGGGGAGGAAGCAGGCAAGACCAUUAACCAUAUAUAGCAGGAACGUCUUAACACUGAAGGAAGAGAACGGAAAGACACCAGAGGAAAAAACUGAGAUAAAGGCAUGAUAGUGGCCACUCAAACAUGUCAAAUCAUAUUUCCUUUGGCUUUAAGAGGCUCCCUCCCAGAAUGUGUAAGGUUCGCAACCUUUACUGUUUCAUACCAUGCUGUUAAGGUAGCACUGUUUUCUUCAAAGGUUGCCACAGCAACAAGGUCAUGCCAAAGUGCAGCAGCUUACAGAAGUGAGGACUGGCGUGCUCCAGGCUGGUGUACUGCUUACCCAGGCAAAUGCAAGCAGACCGGGGCCUUGAUCGCACUCAGAUGACCGUGACGUCUCCCUGCACCCAGGGCUUGAUGGACAGCUCCCAUCCUCAGGCACUCCUCAGCAGGCUCAAUGAGCAGCGCUCCCAAGGCCUCUUCUGUGAUGUCACCAUCGUGGUGGAGGAUGUAAAGUUCCGGGCCCACCGGAACAUCCUGGCUGCCUGCAGCGGAUACUUCCGCAGCGCCUUCACCUCCACUGAGGUGUGGACUUCCAGCCAGGUGCUGGAGCUCAUGGACCUGAGGUCUGAGGUGUUCGCCAGCAUCCUCAACCUCCUCUACUGUUCUAAGGUUACAACAUCACCUAGCACAGAGGACACUAGAUGCCUGAUGGCAGCUGGAAAAAGACUGGGGAUUCCCUUCUUAGAGAAACUAGUGGAACAAGACAGGCAGGACUCAGGUGGGCCACAGAUCCAGACCUCAACCAACCCUGUUAAGACCACAGGCCGUAGUAAGGCCCAAGGGCCUCGUAAAGCAAAGAAAGAGACCUCCAGGCCAGAGGAACCAGACAGUGCUAGAGGCCCGAGGAUCACCAAUGCUUUCUCUAUCACUGAGGUGGGUCCUGGGAACAACCUCUUCACCCCACUAAACCUGCACAGGGGGGAGAGGCCAUCACCUGAUCUUGGACAGACCCCAGCGGGCUGCCCUGCCCCCUGCCCCCUCGCAGUGGACAAUGAGCCCAUGCAGGCGCUGUCAGAGCACUCCUACGCAGUCAUUAGCCAGGGACCAUGGGACCCUGAGCACAGGGAUGGCAACCAGGAAGACAACAAGAAGGGCACCAAGCCCACACAGUCCCAACCAAGACAACUGGCCAGCAGAAACAGUGGCCCACUCAAAAAGCGUCACAGACUGCGAGCCGCCUUGAGUAAAAGCACACCUCAAACACCGGCUGUAGCACAUGAACCUGUGCAUCCAACUGGAAGCAGCCCGACAUUAAUUAAGCCCAUUGUACAACAUGUGGGAACGUCACCCCCGUCAUUAUACCCGCAGACAAGCAGGACCAAUGAGCUGCCUCUAGCCAUUGAUAAUGGCUACAGGGAGCUGGACCCACCUCCACUUUCAGCCUACACAGAUGAUAGCAUAUCGAUCUACAGCUGUGAGCACUGUCCAGAGAUAUUCACCAAUAAAGCACUUCUCACCGUACACACAGAAAUGCACAAAAAAAGGUUUGUCAGUCAUUUGUUUUGCAAAUUUUGUCGCAGGAAGUUCAUGCAUUUGAAGCGGUUGCGGAACCACGAGACGGUGUGCACAAAAUCACAGAGGGGCUCGCCUGAACACGAGCCCCAAGGCAAAGAGGCCGGGGCAGACCAUCAUUCAGACAGCAUGCCAAGCACGAACAAUACAGUAACUAAUGUCCAGUUAUCUCCUACUGAACUUCCUGACCCUUUCCCUCCAACCAGCCUCCAAAUGAACCCCAAGUCAAAAACACUGCAGGCUGUAGAUAAGUUAGUGAAACCUAGUGGAGGCCAGAGGGUCUAUAACUGCAGUGUGUGUAAACGGGCAUAUGUGACCGUCUCCAGUCUGAAGCGCCACGAGAAUGUUCACUCCUGGCAGAGGGCAUACCCCUGUCACUACUGCAAUAAAGUGUUUGCCCUAGCCGAGUAUCGCACCAAACACGAGAUCUGGCACACAGGAGAGCGCCGCUACCAGUGCAUCUUCUGCUUAGAGACCUUCAUGACCUACUACAUCCUAAAGAACCACCAGAAGGCCUUCCACGGAAUCGAUCCCAGAUUGUCUGUGAGUAAGAAGUCAGCAAAUGGAGGAUUUAAGGGCAGUGUUUACCCCAUCAAACUCUACAGGCUUCUGCCUAUGAAAUUUAGAAAGAGACGGUACAAGACUUACAGUCAGACCUAUUCAGAGGAGCUGGAGGGCAGUGAGCAGGCCCCGCUGGGCUGCAGCUCUCCCAUCCCUUCAUUUGAUGAUGGUGGUGCUAUGAGUAACCAAGAUGCUGCUAUAUUCUCAAUGCCUGUGACAUUCAUGGCCACUCCAAAAGUUGUGGCAUCAGUAAUGCCACGCAUCAGUUUUGAUCAGCCCUGUGACCAAGAUGUAGACCAAGAUGCAGGCACAGGAAAACAGGCCUCUCACUCUGAGCAUAAUGGGCCUCCAUAUAGCUAUUCAACCCCCUUGGCCAUAAUGCAGGCAGGUGGGGAGUCCCCUGCAAUGGACUAUGGAGAUGGUGCCGCAUUCCAAAGGUUUAAGAACCAGGAGGGCAACAGUCACAAUCUACCAAUCCUAAAAAUUAACCCACCCAGCUCUCUGAACAGGCUAUGUGAGCUCUCAGCUGCAGCUCAGAGAAUUGAAGCCAUGACCAGUCAGCUUUUUCUGCCAGGGGCUGAGAGCCUGGUCACUAGCAAGACUGGAGGGGGGGGAACUGAAACAUACAUUGCCAAGCCUGCAUGUCCAGGUCCCUCCGUGGAUGGUCACGUUCUACCCCUCUGCCAGAUCACAGUGAAAAUUGGCAAUGAGGCAAUCAUUCGCCGAAGGAUCAAGGGCUCCAAGCUGUUCCCCAGGAAGAGGAAAAGAAGCAGCGGGAACCAGGUAGAGGAGAGGUGUUGGGACCAGGGCCAGCCUACAGAGGGCAGCAUGGAGAUCUCCAGCCUCCGCUUCAGGACAGAGGUCACUUCUGUCAUAGAGCCAGAGCCAUGUGAUGACCUGACUGACCGUGACACAGCUGACAGGCUCUGGCGUCCCUAUUACUCUUACAAACCAAAGAAGAAGAGUAAGAAACUGAGAUCCAAACACAGAAAAGAGAGACGUCGUCUAUGCUAUUCCAUGACAUCCUCAUUAGUGCCCAGAGCCAGCAAAGACUACCUGGAUAAAGGAUGCAGAAGUGCUGAAGAGAGCAUCUCCAGCGAGGGUACAGAGCUGAAACAACGUCUCAGAAACACCAGCCCAAAGACGGCAUACACCUGCGACAUCUGUGCAAGCACCUUCAUAACGGCAUCUGGUCUGAGAGCGCAUGUCAUUGGCUGUCACCCAACUUUCUGUCGGACCUGCGCAAAGCAGUGUCCCCCCGGCGAAGCCCCCAGUGCCAGCUUUGAGACCGCUGAGGACAGCAGGGAUUACGUAUGCAAGAGCUGUAUGGAAAAUGGCUCCUGCUUUGACAAUUGUGCCCGCAGCCCCAGCACAGAGAAGCGGUAUCGUUGCUCCUUCUGCCCCCAGCGCUUCCUCUACCUCGCAACCAAGAAGAGCCAUGAAAAAAAACACCAAGAGACAGCAGGAAAGGGGUACAGCAGCGACAACUACUCCACAGUCCCAAAACGCCAAGCAAUUUUGGAUUUAGGCUUAAAUCUGAAAAAGCAUAUCAUCAAAACAGAGGAAGGGGAGGAUCAAUAUAGCAUCGACAAGGAGAGCAAAGUGCCAGAGGGAUCACUAGGCAGGUUCUCAACAGAGAAGAUAGAGCCUAAGCACGAGGAAUGGGAGGACACAGGUGACUACAUGUCAGUGGCGCCCGAGAAAGAGAUUCCAUUUAGAAUUAGUGAUGGACACUAUCAAAAAACUCCAAUGUCACCCCCCUGCACCGACACCUUUUCUCCUUCCCCUUCAGAGAUGCGGUACAGAAAGCCUUCCCCUUCAGAGAUGCAGUACAGAAAGCCUUCCCCUUCAGAGAUGCAGUACAGAAAGCCUUCCACUUCAGAGAUGCAGUAUAGAAAGCCUAAAAAGCGCAUUGAACACAAUCCGCAACAUCAGACAAGCCUCACGUCCAAAAGGCAGAAUCAAGUAGACUAUAUCGGUAGAGAGACACCCAGCCAUAAGGCCCCAAUGACCACACCAGGAGCAGACAGUCAUUUUAGCUAUGGGCAGUCUUCUUCUACAUAUCUGAAAAGAGACUCUGUUACUAGGGCAACCACUCCCUCCUCGCCCAAGUCAGAGAAGAGUACAUACAGUGCAAAGAAGAGACCUCUUUACAGACAUAAAAUUAUUUCACUCCUGAAUGAUAAGUAUUAAGUGAUUAUAUGCCUAUGUAGUAAGUUGCAGACCUACAGUCAAAUACAUACAGUACCAUUCAAACGUUUGGACACAGCUACUCAUUCCAGAGUUUCUUUAUUUUUACUAUAUUUAUAGAAAAUAGUAAAAAUAAAAACCCUGGAAUGAGUAGGUGUCCAAACUUUUGACUGGUACUGUAUGUCAAUAGAUUUCAAAGCUGUGCUUGAUGUAGGUUAGUUUGAUUUAAGUUAAUUUGCCCAAAAUAAUGGACACGAAGGAAUUGACCCAAACUAAAUCAAGUUCACCUCAAGUACUUUGAAAACAUUAUUUGAUAGUGUUUUUGACCUGGGCCUAGAAAACAGAUCUAAGUUGCCAAUGGAAAGCAGAUAUUGAAUAUGAGGACCUAACUGACAUUAUGUAAAUAUAAUUUUCUUCACUUAUAACAAAAUAGGUAAUUUUUCAUGUUUAAAAAAAAAAGUGAUUUAUUUUUGUACUUUAUUUUGCUUUGAGACUAGUUCAUAAUUAUUGUGCUGUCCAUAUUCUAUACCUAUGCAGUUAUUUGCACUUUAUAAUAAUUUAUAUUUACACUGUAUAGGCUACCAUUCAUAUUUAAUAGUCUGGUAGUGUCAUUACCACAUGCACCAUCAAAAUGAAUGUGUUACAAAGUUGACAAACUGCAGUUUGUCAGAGGGAAUAAAUAAUUAAUCAACCAGUAGAUAAUGACAGGAAGAAAACAUACAUGCUUGUUUUUAUAUUCCUGUGUCUUGGGUUAUUUAGAUAAAUAAACAAACCAACCUGUCUGGAAUAGCCGAGAAGAGCUGUUAAGCUACAUUCUCGAAUUAAGAGGACAAAUUAAUGCAUGGCACACACAUACACACCCUCCUAUUGUUUAGAUUAAAUAAGCACACAGGAGGACAUAAUUUGUAAGUCCUUGCACUGAUGCAGUUUGCAGCUGUUACUUUCAUAAGACAAAUAUAAAUAAAAACAAAUCUAAGCCAUCUAAUAUUUUUACUCUUUACUUUACUGAAUGCUCCUCUACCUUUGUGUUAAAUGUUUUGCCUAACUUCUCAGUUGUAUUACCUUCUGUAAAUAAAAGUGUGCAGUUUGCAAAAGUGCAAAUGCUUAGUAA